Saccostrea cuccullata (small rock oyster) is the source of this 573-nucleotide messenger RNA. Its product is annotated as perlucin-like. The transcript has 5 exons. The record is from RefSeq and is a predicted model, not a curated record. Gene Ontology annotation, molecular function: signaling receptor activity. The coding region runs from base 45 to 527 and encodes 160 amino acids. Lineage: Eukaryota; Metazoa; Mollusca; Bivalvia; Ostreida; Ostreidae.
UAAUUGUGUCUUCGGUAUUCGUGCACGUUAUCUUAUAUAUAAUCAUGAGAGGGUAUAUAUUCUUCUUUAUUUUUACCUCUAUCGUUCUGUCAGUGGACAGUCAGUCUUGUCCUAGUGGUUGGAUCGUUCAUGGAGGCUCGUGUUACGCAUUCAUAGACUCGGAACCUGAUGGUUGGAUCGAAGCCAUGUUUUAUUGUAGUACAGUUGGUGCUCACCUGGUGGAAAUAGAGAGUGAAACAGAAAACAACUUCUUGAAAAAGCACCUGUUGGACAUAGGAGCGACAGCGAACUAUUGGAUUGGUUUGUCUGAUACUAUACAGGAGGGGAAAUAUAUCUGGCAUACAACUCAAGAUAACGUGGAUUUCACAGACUGGGGAGCGGGUGAGCCUAACGACCAGGGGCAUACAGAGGACUGUGCCGAGUUGUUUCAUCCGUUCAAUUUCCAGUGGAAUGAUGCACCCUGCAGCGUCAAAAGCAACUUCAUAUGUGAGAAAUUAAUCACUACGGGAACCAAUAUCAUUGGAUAGUGUAACCACAAUGAAGUUGUAUAAAAGGGCAAUGAAAAUAACCUGU